AUGAAGGAAAACAACAUUUUAAAAUAGUUAAAUGAUUUUAAAAGUUAUAACUAAAAUGAGAAAAGAAAAGACAAUUCUAUAUUUCAAAUUUAAAAGGAAUCCAAAAGAUUUAUUUUAUAAGUAAUAGUCUAUUCAACUUAAUUAGAAUGAUGAUUUACGUUAAAAAUAUAAUAAUAGUACUUAACUUUUGAAAAAGAAUUUUUCUAAGACCUUUUUAGAUGAGUAGAAUUAGGAUCAAGGUUAUUUUGAUAAUUUAUCAAGCCAUAACUUUAAGAAUCCUUUAGUUUCGAAAGAAUCAUACCUUUGCUUAAUAGAAAAUAAUAAAUCAAAUGAAAUUUUAGCAACAAAAUAUUAGUUAAAUAAUAAAAUAAUUGAUUAAUUUGCAUUAAACUAAUAAUAAUCAAUAAAAACACUUAAUAAGUCUCUUAAUAUUUUUAAUAAUAAUGAGCCUAAAAAAGUAGCAUUUGCUGCAGAUUGUAUAUUUUAUGAUUCCUCCAAAAAGAAAAAAAAUGGUGAAAAUUAAGAAUAAUUAAAAAGAAAUAAAAUAAAUAAUAGAGAGAUUAAAUAAUCCUUAUUUUUAAGGGAAUAAGAGUUAGAAAGAAAAAAAUUAGAUUCUUUAGAUAAUAUUUAUUUGUAGGUGCAAGGACAAAAAUAAGUAGAUGAACUACUUAAAGAAGGACAAUCAUUUUGUUCAAUUAAAAUAUAGAAAAAAAAUACUAUUGAUUUUAAAAGAUCUGUCUAAUUAAAAAGCAGUUUUGAAGAACAUAUUAACAAUUAUUAAUAAAAUGACAAUAAAUAUUUUGAAUAUAAUAAACUACUAAAAUAUAUAUUUACGAAAGAUUACUUUGAAUCAACAAAAUAAGAAUUUGAAAUUAAUAAAAUACCAACACAAUUUUAAAAUUGGGAGCAAUAUAGUAAAAUUUUUUAAUAAUUUUUUUUAAAUGAAGCUUGCACUUAGAUUAAACAAAAUUUUAUUGAAUUUAUAUUCAAAAUGAAUAAACAUAAUAGAUAUAGAAAAAUUUAAAUAAAAUUAGAUGAUUAAGAGGUUAAUAGAGAUGAAACUAUAUUUUAGAUAAGAAAGGUUUAUGAAGAAUAAAAAAUAGAAUUUAGCUAAUCUCUGGAAAAUAAUAUAGAUAAUUAAAAAAAUUUAGGUGUAAAAGGAGUAAGUUUUGAAGAUAUUGAAGAUGGACACUGUGAAUUGCCAUCAUUAAAAAAUUAUUUAGUAAUUAUUAGCAAUAAAUUUCAAAUUAAAUUGAGUUAGUUAAAUGAAAUAAAUGAUAAAACAAUGCUUUUUUUUGGAAUACUAAUUGAACCUUAAAAAGCAACAUCAAUUUCGCAGAUGAGACUUCAAACUUUUAUAAAUAGAUCAUAAAUCAUUUAAUCUAAGUGGUAUAAUGUUUUUCUCAUACCAUUUAUUAAGAUAACUACUAUAAUUAGAGAGUUUUAAACUCUUACAUAGUUACGUUAUAUGAUGACACCUUUAAUUAACAUAAUUUAUGAUCCAAACAAAUAAUAGCAUUUAUUAGGAACUGAAAUAGGGGGUUCAUGGACAGCAUAAUUUAGUAAUUAGAUAUCAAAUAUUGAAUGUUUGAAUAAAUUUUUUAAAUUGGUUGAUCAAAAAUAUAAUUAAAGUUAAGCUAAAUCUAUAAAAGAAAUAUUAUAACAAGAGAAGGGAAUAAGCUUACUUUAAGGACCAGUAAAAUUUAUUGAUAAAAUUAGCCUGGAACUGGUAAAACUUAAACUUUAAUUGGUCUAUUAUCUGGAGCUUAUGAAUACAUGAAAAUUACAGAUAAAUUUCCAAGAAAAAAAAUAUUGGUAUUGCGUUAAUUUAAUAAUUAGAUAUGCGCUCCAUCAAAUGCAGCAAUUGAUGAAAUUAUAUUAAGAAUUAUGAGAGCAGAUAGUUUAUUUGAUUCUGAGGGUAAGCCCCCAUAAGUUAAAUUAAUUAGAAUAGGAUUGAUCGAUGAAUAAAGUGAUUAUUCAGAUACAAUUAAAAAGGUCUCUUUAGAAUAUUUAGCUUAAAGUAUGUUGUUAAAAUCUCAAAUUGUAAAGUAGGAGACAGACUAAAAGACAACUGCUGACUUAAGAAUAGAAAUUUGCAAAAUUUAAAAUUAAAUAAAGAAAAUAUAAAAGAUGAAAAAUUAAGAACCUAUAAAUAUUGAAUAAUUAUCAAAUUUGAAAUAAGAAUUAUCAAUAAAAUAAAAACUAUUAGAAAGAAUGAAAACAAAUAAAAUAUUAUAUAAAGAAUAAUAUAUCUAAUUUUGUGAAAAGAUCUUGAAUGAAUGUGAGAUCAUUUGUAGCACUUUAAAUUCAAGCGGGUCUGAUAAAUUGUCUAAAUAUCUGGAUUAAAUUGAAUUAUUAAUAGUAGAUGAGGCUGCUUAAUGUACUGAGCCAUCUAAUAUUAUUCCAUUAAGAUUGGGUGUUGAAAAAAUGAUUUUGAUUGGAGAUCCAAAAUAAUUAGCUGCAACUACUUUUUCUGUUAAAUCAAGUGCAAAUUUAUACAAUAGAAGCCUAUUUGAAAGAAUAUUAGAUAACAACUUCUAGCCUUAUUUCUUAAAUGUCCAAUAUAGAAUGGACAGUGAAAUCAGAAAAUUCCCAUCUUUUGAGUUUUACAAAAACAAACUUAUAGAUCAUGAAUCAGUAAUACAUAGGGAAUUACCAAAAAAUUAUUUUUAAAAAAAAAUGCUAUUUUUAGAUAUUAUUGAUGGAUAAGAAAAAAGAGAUAACACUUCUUUUAUUAAUGAGAAAGAAGCUAAUAUAGUAAUUUAGUUGUUAUAAAACAUAAAAGAAUAUUUUGAAAAUUAAACAAUAGGUGUUAUAUCAUCCUACAAAGCUUAAGUUAAAUUAAUUUAAUCAUUAAUUAAGUCAAGUAAAUCAAGCAUAAAAGAUGUGGAUAACAAAAUUUUAACUGUUAAUACGGUUGAUUCUUUUUAGGUAUUUCUUAAUCUAAAUUAAGGGUUAAGAAAAAGAUAUUAUCAUUUUUAGUUGUGUCAGAUCAUCCGAUUGUAAAGGAAUAGGGUUCUUAAGUGAUGGAAGAAGAAUUAAUGUAGCAUUAACAAGAGCUAAAUAUGCCUUAUUUGUUAUAGGCAAUGGAUUAACAGUAUUUAUUUUACUAUUUUAGUUAUCGAAAGGUUAGUUAUGGAGAAACUUCCUAUUAAAUAUGUAAGAAAGAGAACUCUAUAGAAAAAUAGAUUCUAUCAAAAAAUAUUCAUUUUAAAAUAUCCUUAAAGAUGAAUGGGAAGAUGAAGAUAAAAAAAUGGCAGAUAAAUUAAUUGCCAACUUAUCAUCUAAAAGAAUCUUUAAUGUUUGA
Molecule: messenger RNA, 3307 nt
Organism: Paramecium sonneborni
Lineage: Eukaryota; Ciliophora; Oligohymenophorea; Peniculida; Parameciidae
Source: the annotation of a GenBank genome assembly